Molecule: messenger RNA, 6890 nt
Organism: Seriola dumerili (greater amberjack)
Lineage: Eukaryota; Metazoa; Chordata; Actinopteri; Carangiformes; Carangidae
Gene: plxna1a
Product: plexin-A1-like
Exons: 34
Coding region: 1-5844 (1947 amino acids)
Biological process (GO): negative regulation of cell adhesion; regulation of cell migration; regulation of GTPase activity
Cellular component (GO): semaphorin receptor complex
Molecular function (GO): protein binding; semaphorin receptor activity
Source: RefSeq, a predicted model, not a curated record
AUGCUGCACAUCAGCGGCUCGCCCUGGCUGGCAGCAGACAAGACUGAGGAUCAGGGGAUGAGUCCUAUAAGGCGCCGACUGACCCUGCAGAGGAUUACGCAGUCAAAGAUACUCACCAACACCCACACGUUCACACCUCCCCCUCCCCUCACUGCCAUGUCCUCCCACCUCAACUCACCCUUUCUCAUCCUCCCCGCCUUCUUUCUGCUCCUCUCCCUCUCCAUGCCCACCGCCUCCACUCCUUCCCCCUCCUCCCUCCUCUCCUUCUCCCCGCCCGAAGGAGGUCUCACACAUUUGGUGGUCCACAACAAAACCGGCGAGGUCUACCUGGGCGCCGUCAACUGGAUCUACAAGCUGUCCAGCAACCUCACCAAGCUGCGGAGCCACGUUACCGGCCCCGUGACGGACAACCCUCGCUGUUACCCUCCGCCCGGUGUCCAGUCCUGCCCCCACGAGCUGGUGCAGACCUCUAAUGUCAAUAAACUCCUGCUACUUGACGCUGCCCACAACCGCUUGAUCGCCUGUGGGAGCACUUCCCAGGGAAUAUGCCAGUUCCUGCGUCUGGAUGAUUUGUUCAAGCUCGGCGAGCCCCACCAUCGCAAAGAGCAUUAUCUUUCCAGUGUUGCGGAAGCGGGCACCAUGUCAGGUGUCGUGAUCUCCCCGGAUCUUUUCGGUGAAGGUGGAAAACUCUUCGUCGGCACUCCCAUCGAUGGGAAAUCUGAGUACUUCCCGACGCUGUCCAGCCGCAAGUUGAUGUCUAACGAGGAGAACGCGGACAUGUUCAGCUUCGUCUACCAGGAUGAGUUUGUUUCCUCGCAGCUCAAGAUUCCCUCAGACACGCUCUCCAAGUUUCCUGCAUUUGACAUCUACUACAUCUACGGCUUCAACAGCGAGCAGUUUGUGUAUUACCUGACCUUACAGCUCGACACCCAGCUCACCUCGCCAGAUGCAAGCAGCGAACAGUUCUUCACCUCUAAAAUCGUUCGCCUGUGCGUCGACGAUCCCAAGUUCUACUCCUACGUGGAGUUCCCCAUCGGCUGCACCAAGGAUGGAGUGGAAUACCGCUUGGUUCAGGAUGCAUAUUUGGCCCGGCCGGGGACCCGUUUGGCGCGUUCGCUCGGCAUUCAAGAGCACGAGGAGGUUCUGUUUACUGUAUUCGCCCAGGGUCAGAAGAACAGAGCCAAGCCGCCCAAGGAGUCGGCUUUGUGUCUGUUCACAAUGAGGCGGAUAAAGGAGAAGAUUAAAGAGAGGAUUCAGUCGUGCUACAGAGGAGAGGGGAAACUCUCCCUGCCCUGGCUGCUCAACAAGGAGCUGGCCUGCAUCAACUCGCCAUUGCAGAUAGACGAUAACUUCUGUGGCCAGGACUUCAACCAGCCUCUAGGGGGCACCACGGCCAUCGAGGGCAUCCCGCUUUAUGUGGACAAGGAUGACGGCAUGACCUCUGUGGCGGCCUACGACUACCGCGGACACACUGUGGCGUUCACUGGCACUCGCAGCGGAUGCAUGAAGAAGAUCCUUGUGAACUCCAUUACCCAGCCUGCCUUGCUGUAUGAAAAUGUGGUGGUGAGUGAUGGGAGUCCCAUCCUUAGAGAUCUUCUCUUCAGCCCGGAUCAUCAAUACUUAUACGCCCUCACCGAUAAACAGGAUACACGUGUACCGGUGGAGAGCUGCGAGCAGUACACCUCCUGUGGAGCUUGUCUGGGAUCAGGAGACCCUCACUGUGGCUGGUGUGUGCUGCAUAAUGUAUGUUCGAGGAAGGAUCACUGUGAGCGAGCGGAGGAACCGCAGCGCUUCACUACCAGAGUGGAGCAGUGCGUCCGGCUCUCCGUCCAACCUGACACCGUCUCCGUCACCAUGUCAGAAGUGCAGUUGGUGCUUCAGACCCAGAAUGUGCCCAGUCUGUCUGCUGGAGUCAACUGCUCCUUUGAGGACUAUGUAGAGACGGAAGGACGCAUCUACGGUGGACGCAUCUUCUGCCUGUCCCCCUCUACAAAAGACGUUGCCCCCAUCACACGAGACCAGGGUGAUCAACGUGUAAUAAAGUUGUAUCUGAAGUCGAAGGAGACGGGAAAGAAGUUUGCCAGCGUGGACUUUGUGUUCUACAACUGCAGCGUCCACCAAUCGUGCCUGUCCUGUGUCAAUGGAAACUUCCCCUGUUACUGGUGCAAAUAUCGACACAUGUGCACACAGGACGCCAGCGAUUGCUCCUUCCAGGAGGGACGAGUCAACACCUCUGAGGAGUGUCCUCAGAUCCUGCCCUCCACCCAGAUCUAUAUCCCCGCUGGAGUUAUGAGGCCCAUCACCCUGCUGGCUCAGAACCUGCCCCAGCCUCAGUCCGGACAGAGGAACUACGAGUGUAUCUUCCACAUCCAGGGCAACACUCACAGCGUCCCGGCUCUGAGGUUCAACAGCAGCAGCAUACAGUGUCAGAAGACCACGUACGACUACGAGGGUGGUGACAUCAGUGACCUGCCAGUCGACCUCUCCGUGGUGUGGAAUGGAAACUUUGUCAUUGACAACCCGUUCAACAUUCAAGCUCACCUGUACAAGUGCAGAGCGUUGCGGGACAGUUGUGGUAUGUGCCUGAAGGCUGACCCCAGGUUUGAAUGUGGCUGGUGCGUCCAGGACAAGAAGUGCUCCCUCAGGCAGGAGUGUACCGGUGGAGGAAAUUCCCACCUCCCACUGCAGCUGGCUGAAGGUGGAGGGUGGAUGCAUGCCACCUCUGGAAACAGCCGCUGCACCCACCCGAAGAUCACUAAGUUGUUCCCUGAGACAGGGCCUCGCCAAGGGGGAACCAGGGUGACCAUCCUGGGGGAGAAUCUCGGUCUGCAGUUCAGAGAUAUCCAGAUGGGCGUCAGGCUGGGCAAGGUGCCCUGCGUGCCUAUUGAGGAGGAGUACGUGAGUGCAGAGAGAAUAGUGUGUCUGCUGAACGACGCUACGGGCUACAGGGUCCAAGAAGCUCAGGUGGAGGUGUGCGUGAGAGACUGCGUCAAUGACUACAGAGCCCUGUCACCUAGGCCAUUCACCUUUGUGACUCCAUACUUCACCCGUAUCCAGCCGUCUCAGGGGCCCAUUUCUGGCGGCACCCGGGUCACCAUCGAGGGAAGCAACCUUAACGCAGGCAGCUACGUGUCUGUCAGCAUAGGACCACAGCCCUGCUACUUCAAAAAGAGGAACGCCCGUGAGAUAGUGUGUGUCACACCAGCUGGACUGUCACCAGGCAGUUCGUCAGUCUUGGUGGACAUCGACGACGCUGAGCUGAGAAACCCUGAGGUCAAGUUUAACUACACUGAAGACCCCACUGUCCUGAGGAUUGAACCAGACUGGAGCAUCGCCAGUGGUGGGACUCUGCUGACAGUAAGCGGGACCAACCUCGCGACCAUCCGUGAACCGAAGAUCAGGGCCAAGUAUGGGCAGGCAGAAUCCUUUCAUAACUGUACGGUGUAUAACAACUCAGUCAUGGUGUGCCUGGCUCCGUCGGUGGCAGACUCUGAGCUCGGUUUCUCAGAGACCGGCACUGGCCCGGACGAGAUUGGGUUCUACAUGGACAACGUGAACGCUCUCGUUGUGGUCAAUGAAACAUUCAGCUACUACCCCGACCCCGUGUUUGAGCCACUGAGCCCCUCUGGAAUACUGGAGCUCAAACCCACGUCACCGCUCAUUCUUAAGGGUCGUAACUUGAUCCCAGCCGCUCCGGGUAACAGUCGCCUGAACUACACGGUGCUGAUUGGAGAAACUCCCUGCGUCCUCACCCUGUCUGAGAGCCAGCUGCUGUGUGAAUGGCCCAACCUCACCGGACAGCACAAAGUCACGAUCCGUGCUGGGGGGUUUGAGUACUCCCCUGGGACUCUUCACAUCUACUCAGACAGCCUGCUGACGCUUCCAGCCAUCAUCGGCAUUGGAGGGGGUGGUGGUCUGCUUCUGUUGGUCAUCAUCGCUGUGCUGAUAGCCUACAAGAGGAAGUCGAGGGACGCUGACCGCACCUUGAAACGCCUUCAGCUCCAGAUGGACAACCUGGAGUCCAGAGUGGCCCUGGAGUGUAAAGAAGCUUUCGCAGAGCUUCAGACAGACAUCCACGAGCUGACCCAGGAGCUGGACGGGGCCGGGAUCCCCUUCUUGGAUUAUCGGACAUAUGCGAUGAGGGUCCUGUUCCCUGGGAUUGAGGACCACCCCGUGCUCAAGGAGAUGGAGGUCCAGGCAAAUGUUGAGAAGGCAUUGACGCUGUUUGGCCAGCUGCUGACAAAGAAGCACUUCCUGCUGACGUUCAUACGAACCCUGGAGGCUCAGAGGUCAUUUUCAAUGCGGGACAGAGGCAAUGUGGCAUCUCUGAUCAUGACGGCGCUGCAGGGGGAGAUGGAGUACGCCACCGGAGUCCUGAAACAACUGCUGUCCGACCUGAUAGACAGAAACCUGGAGAGCAAAAACCAUCCCAAACUGCUGCUCCGGAGAACCGAGUCUGUCGCUGAGAAAAUGCUGACCAACUGGUUUACAUUCCUCCUGUAUAAGUUCCUGAAGGAGUGUGCUGGGGAGCCUCUGUUCAUGCUUUACUGUGCCAUCAAGCAGCAGAUGGAGAAGGGACCCAUAGACGCCAUCACAGGAGAAGCCCGCUACUCCCUCAGCGAGGACAAGCUCAUCAGGCAACAGAUUGACUACAAAACACUGACGUUGCACUGUGUGAACCCGGAGAAUGAGAACUCCCCCGAGGUGACGGUCAAGUGUCUGAACUGUGACACCAUCACUCAGGUCAAAGAGAAGCUGCUCGAUGCUGUGUAUAAGGGCAGCCCCUAUUCACAAAGGCCAAAGGCUUCUGAUAUGGACCUGGAAUGGCGUCAAGGUCGGAUGGCCAGAAUCAUUCUGCAAGAUGAAGAUGUCACGACUAAGAUCGACAAUGACUGGAAAAGACUCAACACCUUGGCUCACUAUCAGGUAACAGAUGGCUCAGUGAUCGCCCUGGUGCCAAAACAGAACUCUGCCUAUAACAUCUCCAACUCCUCCACCUUCACCAAGAGCCUCAGCAGAUACGAGAGUAUGCUGAGGACAGCCAGCAGUCCAGACAGCCUACGAUCCCGAACACCCAUGAUCACCCCUGACCUGGAGAGUGGCACCAAACUGUGGCAUCUGGUGAAGAACCACGACCACUCGGACCAGAGGGAGGGCGACCGAGGCAGCAAGAUGGUCUCUGAGAUCUACCUGACCAGGCUGCUCGCUACAAAAGGUACGUUACAGAAGUUUGUGGACGACCUGUUCGAGACCAUCUUCAGCACGGCCCACAGAGGCAGUGCGCUGCCGCUGGCUAUCAAAUACAUGUUUGACUUCCUGGACGAGCAGGCCGACAAACACUCCAUCACAGACUAUGACGUACGGCAUACCUGGAAGAGCAACUGUCUUCCUCUGCGGUUCUGGGUGAACGUGAUCAAGAACCCCCAGUUUGUAUUUGACAUCCAUAAGAAUAGCAUCACGGACGCCUGUCUGUCUGUGGUGGCCCAGACCUUCAUGGACUCCUGUUCAACGUCAGAACACAAACUAGGAAAAGACUCGCCUUCAAAUAAGCUUCUCUACGCUAAAGACAUCCCUAACUACAAAAACUGGGUGGAGAGGUAUUACUCCGAUAUCUCCCGUAUGCCAGCCAUCAGUGAUCAGGACAUGAGUGCCUACCUAGCAGAGCAGUCCCGCCUGCACCUCAGCCAGUUCAACAGCAUGUCUGCACUUCAUGAGAUCUACUCCUACAUCAUCAAAUACAAAGACGAGAUCCUCUCAGCGUUACAGAAGGAUGAACAGUCGCGCAGACAGCGGCUACGUGGCAAGCUGGAGCAGGUGAUCGACACCAUGGCCCUGGCUAGCUGAGGACCGGCCAACCGCACGCCUGGGCUAUUGGAGAACUGGCCAACCAACACGCCUUCCCUGACAACCUUUGAUGCCCGUGACAUUUUGACCCUCGACAUUUGAAGUCUGUCGUCAUCACCCUCACAAACAAACAACCAACAGCAGCAGAAAAAGACUGCAAGGACACAAGCACUCAGCAGCAGCAGCACACUGGAGAGACAGCAGAGUUUGGAACUACAGCCCCUCCGGGCAGGGUGGCGUUUUGUUGUUUUUAGUUCUUUUUUUUUUUCCCUCUGAGCCACCAACCCUGCCAUGAACAACCAAAUCAAACUCACCCUCAGUUUCAUCAGAUAUGGACCUCAGCUCAGGAGAGCCUUUAUUUUCAUCAAGGCCCUCAUUAUGUCGAGACUCCUAUGGGAGUAGCAGUUGGGUACUUUGGCCACAAUCAGGAGCGGUACAUGCACAGUGGUGACCAAUAACUCAUCUAGCUGGAUACAGAGCUGAGAUGCUAAUGGAAAGGUACCAGUCACCAGCUGGUAGCUUUCCACAGCCACAGGCUAUGGUUCAAACUGUGAACCAAUAAAAAUCCAGGAUAUAUUAUCGCGAUACUUGAGCCCUUUCUCUUUCCUGUUUCUGCCCUUGGCGGGGAGGUCAGAGGUCAGGCUACAGAGCAGCAGCCACGGAGCUGGUAGAGAUUCAGUGUGUUGCUCAGAGACACUUCGGCAGGGUGGAUGCUUGGCAGCACAUAGGUUGCUGCCACUGCAGGGCAACCAGGAGGAAGGACUUUGCAGGGAAACUCUUCCUCCAGUACUGACUCUCCAACUCUCUCAUCAACAAGAACUCCACUGUAGUCAAACAAAGGACAUUUUCAGUUUCAGAACUCUGCAUUUGAUUUGUUAUUGCAUUCAAUUCUGUUUCUCCCCCUGAAAACUGCCUACUCUCCCCAGUGCUGUGCCACUUGUGUUACUGCUGAAUUUGCACAACAAAGCUAAAUCAAAAGAGAGAAGAGGAUAUAUGAAUAUAUAUAGAUAUAUAAAUACAAACCUUUUGUUUUUAAAACAAAUGAA